AUGGACCCCCUUGCUGACCUUCAACCUCCCUCUUCUAACGAAGGGGGCCGGAGUCUAGGGUCGACCGAUGCACCAGGGCAGUACCACGAGGGUGAGGAAACGGCAGCUGCCAUUGGAGGGGGAAAUGUCGCGAACCAGGAAAACAUCGGAAGUAUCGGGCCCCAAACCACCGCAGCCAGAACCGACGUCACGCUUCACUUGGCUCCGAGGGAGUACCUGGCGACGCUAGACGAAACCGGAAAGAAAGAUCUCCUGAGAUUGUCGCUGUCGACGCUGGAUGCCACCGCAGGGCGAAGUUUAACGAAAGAAAUCUGGGGUGAGGAGUCGCCCCACAACGUUGAAGUUCGGGAGGAGAAGGAGAGUGGUGGCGAGAGCUGCCAUCAGCCCCGAAGCGGGUCACACGGAUGUAGCUUUGAGCGUUGCGCUUCCGUUCAUGUAAGUGUUGCACGGAGCAGUCCAUCUCGGGGGAGAUCUCGCGAACGAUGUGACCGACGCACACGCGAAAGACUAGGCGUAAGAGGACACAGCCCAUUUGUGCGCCGUAGCCGGUCCCGAGGGGGAACAGGUCGAAGAAGCCUCGGUCGCGAAAUUAAUCCACGGGCGGAGGAGGGCAGAAGCCAGAACCGUUGGCGUUACAGCAGACGUUGUAGCGUUGCUGACCGAAACUCGCUCGAGAAAGAAGGAUACUGGACGACUGCUAGGCACACAUGCACGAGAGGGUCAUCAAAACGUAGUUGGAGCCCCCCUCACCGGGGGGAGUCCAGAGGCCGCGUCAAACGUAACGGUGGAGGAAGCUCAUGGAGCUCUCCGAGUAGUUCCCCGUCCACUGAGUCGGACGAGAGAAGCGCGUCUCACAGACGCCGAGUCUCAAGAGUACGUCGCGAUCCGGACAAAGAGUAUGGAAGACAGAAUCCAAAGGACCGUGAGCGGAGAAAGAGUCGGAGAUACUGGAGCGCAAAGUACAUGGGCCCACUACCAACCCCAGCGCUACCGCGGUUCGAUGAUAAGACGAAGGACAGUUACGUGCGAUUCAUCAAGCACUUCCGUGCCGUGGUGGCGCACACGGAUUAUACAGACGAAGAUCGUUUGAGAUUCUUGGCAGAGGUUUGUGACGAACCGGUGUCCAAGCAGUAUCUGCAAAUGAUCCAGGCCUAUGGAGCAGAGGGGGGGUAUCAAGAGGCUUUGGAAUACCUCAGUGACAACUUCGGUCUGAAGGUCGGAAAGACUCAGCGCUUACUAGAAAAGUUAAGGGAACGUAGUAAAAUGGAAGAAGGGGACCUGACUGGCGUCAGGCAAGUCUAUGCGGACCUACGAGAGUAUAGUCUCCACCUCCACGCUCAAGGGGGAUCUAGCUCUGGAGCGGCAGAGCUGUUGCGACGGGACGUAAUUGGUUGCCUACCUCAGUCCCACGAGACCCGAUACUAUGUAGAGGAACGACGGAGGAGUUACAAGAUGAUGUUAGAGCAUCUGAUUAAUUACGUAGCCGAGACCAUGAUGAUCAUGCGAUCAGUACGACCAAGGGAACGGGAACCGGAGGAAUCGAUAACGAAUAAGCCGAAAGCAGAAUACACUAAACCCAAGAGUGGGGCGGAAGUGAGGGAGGAAUGUUGUUUGUGCUUAUCGAACCACCCUCUCAGAGAUUGCCGAGCGUUCAAGCGAAUGGAUCCGAGCUCUCGGAUGUCCGUGGUCAUUAGGCACCGCGCCUGCUACCGGUGCUUAGGCAAAGGACACAACUCAUCCACUUCUACGAGCACAUCCGUAUGUGGGGAAAUAGGUUGUGGAGGUAAACACUCAGUCCUACUUCGUGGUGCAAUGACACCUCUCGGAGCAACGCGUCCGGCACGAGGACGGGGGAGUGCUGAGCAUCCCUCCUCCUCAUCAGCGAGGCGCAUGCCUUACCAAGGGUUCGAGGACCAGAAAGAGCGAUGGAGAAGAGACAGUGAGGUACGACCAGCACGGAGCACGAGGGUCUCCCCAGAUGAGGUUGAACGAACCAUGACACCAACAACAGCGGUUAGCAACCCAGCCUCUGUCAAGAGUAACCCGACGAAGCUCAAAGAAGGUGAAAAGUUACUAGAAUAGUACCAUAAGACUGCCUUACCGAUCGUGGAGGUUAAGGUCGGAGCUGUAGGGGGGAGAGAACCCAGGGGUGUGCGAGCCUUGGCCCUGCUAGACACAGGGAGUGAUCGUUCAUAUUGCACCAAAUCCUUAACGAAGAGACUAUCGGUAGUGGGAGUCCCAACCACAAUAGAGAUCAACACAUUGGGGCAUUAAACACGCACGACGAUGAUGCAGACUCACGCAAGAGUGCGGGGCACGCGCGGACAGAAGAAUAAGGCUAUCGUUAUGCACAACGUGCUAGUGGUCCCGGAACUCCCACAGGCCCUAGGGUCCCACGUAGCACAGGGAGACGAAGUGAACAGUUGGAGCCACCUUCGAGAUCUGGAUUUAACCAAUGGAGACUUGGGCGGAGAGGACCUACUUAUUGGACUAGACAAUCCGCUAGCUAUGCGGCCCUUGGAGGUGAGGAGGGCAAGCGACGAAGAGCCUUUUGCUGUACGCACCGCAUUAGGAUGGACCAUCAACGGAUCACUUACACCGACAAAAUUAGAUCCUACAGCAACUGCACAUAGCUGUUUGACCAUCUUCGAGUAAGAAGGGGAAGGGAACAGUGCACACGCUACGCUAGAAGAACAAGUACGCUUAUUCUGGGAGAUGGAGGAACCAGCGUUGAAUACUCCAGAAAAGGAAGGCCAAUCGGUUGAUGACAGGGCGGUGCUGAGACUAUGGGAUGAGACAGUCGACAGAUGGGGUUCGCAUUACGUAUUCCCGAUCCCUUUCAAGAAAGACACUGAAUCAAGACACGACAACCGUAGGAUGGCCGAGAGCAGACUGAAUAGCUUGAGAGCGCGACUUUCCAGACAUCCGGCCCUGCGAGAAAGAUAUGCCCGAGAAAUCGACAACUACUGAUGAUGGGGCAUGCAGAGAAAGUACCGAUCGACAAACUGUUCACGGGUAAAAGGACCUGGUAUUUUCCCCACCACCCAGUCUUUAACCCUCGCAAACCAGAGAAGGUGCGGGUAGUGUUCGACUGUGCCGCAGCCCAAGAUGGAGUUUCGCUCAGUUCAAAAGUCCGACAGGGCCCCGAUUUAAAUAAUAACUUGUUAGGGGUCCUUGUCCAAUUUAGACAAGAGCCCAUCGCAGUGACGGCGGAUAUAAAGGCCAUGUUUCACCAAGUACGAAUAGCUGAAGAACACAAGGACGCUUUGCGGUUCCUUUGGUGGCAGGAGCCGAGCUUGACGGGUAGGCCGACCACCUUUCGGAUGAUAGUUCAUCUGUUCGGCGGGAUGUGGAGCCCAUCUUGCCCUGCCUACGCCCUGAAGAAGACGUUUAGGGAUUACGGGAUGAGCACCCACCUGGAGUGGAAGGCGCGGUGAGGAAUUUCUACGUAGAUGACCUUCUCUUAUCAACCGUAACCGUGACCGAGGCAAUGGAGAUGGUGCGAGAACUGACUGCUCUCCUAGAGAAGGGGGGCUUUCACCUUACUAAGUGGACUAGCAACAGCGAACCGGUAAUCUCGACCAUCCCGAUGAACGAGAGGAGUGAUGUCGUUAAGGAACUCGGGCCGCAGACGAGGGGACGACCUGUCAGUCAAGCGCUGGGCAUAAUCUGGGACACAGAGAGAGAGAAACCCCUCAGCAAAAGAGUUAUACUGAGCACGUACAGCGCGGUCUAUGACCCACUAGGGAUGCUAGCACCGUUCGUCAUCCGGGAAAAGAUACUUUUCCAAGGGCUGUGUAGGGAAAGCCGGGGCUGGGAUGAAACUCUGGAUGAUGAGACCGCGAAAAAAUGGCGCGUGUGGCUAUUAAAGCUGGAGUCACUUGCAGACUUCAGUAUUCCAAGGUGCUACUGUAACGUACCUGCCGGCAUACCAACACCGCAGAAGCCAGUUAAAAGCCAACUGGGAAAAUUGGGAAUAAUCCCUUGUACAUGGCCAUGGUUAUUUACCGGAUCCAGUUUCUCCUCAGCCGAAACAAUACCCGUAGAGGUUAAUAUGUCAUAAGUAGAUAACCACUUGCACGCAUGUAUAUUUUUGUAUAUAUAGAUAUUUACGUUAGGACUUAGAAAUUAAGGGAAAAUUAAGUUUAGAAUUAACAUACAAAAAGACAACCUCAGAAAGACAGAGGAAGGAUAGAUUAAUGUACCAAGCUGAAAGGCGAGAAGGAAGUGUUGGAACCUUGAGGUGGCCACGUCGCCAGGAGAGGUAGCGAGGAAACCGCUCUGCCAGGCCAGAUUCAUUCUGGACUUAACCUUUCCGCACGGCACAGGUAAGCUCACCGCUCGCUAGAGUCCUGAGUGCCUGGGAGUGAGAGAUAGCCCUAGCCGGCGUUCAUUAGUGAUUCAUUCGGGACUUAACCUUUCCGCACGGCACAGGUGAGGGCGCGAGACAGCUGUCCAGGGGUUAGACAAGGCGAGUGGCCCGCCAUCUUGAUGCCGCCCCCAUUGAGAGUCGGGAAUGGACCCAGACGCCAGUGAUGGACAAGGGUCGUGGCCUUAGUCAUGAGUGCCUGAAUGGAGCCAAGGUAAGGGCGAGCCAGUCCAGUCCCUGCCGCCUCCCCCCCCCGCGACCAGCAGGCUGGUGAUGGGAAUAGAAGCGGAUCCGAAACCCCCCUUUAGGCACGGCACAACAACAUAGUGUAGCUCGCAGGCCUCCACCAAGCCAAGGAAAUUGUGUAAACCGGGUAAGAGGCAUCCGCUUGGUGGACGAGGGGCAAAACAGUGACCUCACCCCCCCUUUAGCUGUAACAGUCUGAUCUUUCUCUCACACUUACUCUUUUCUUCCGGUUUUUGUUAUGAAUGUGUUUUUUUGUGUGUGUGCACGCCGGUGCAGGCAGUUGAAAUCGGAGUGUCUAGCCAAUCGGGCGGUAGCCCUGUGAUAUAUCCCGACAUGGGUUCAUUUCUCUCGCGUGUAGCAUUUGUCAAUAAGAAUAUUAGGGAUUAGAAGAAAGGUUUUCACAUUUGUAAACAAUACAUGCCACACUUCCUUCGUCUAGUGAGGAUAUGGUUAGAACCAGAGACCCCUAGACGACUUUUUCUGGAAGAGGCUUAAGCCUGUGACUCCAGGUCCAUAGCCUCAGUCAAAAUAUUAGGUAGGGUUUUCUUUUUUUGGUGGAUAUUGUGACUUGUGUAUUAACCAAAACAUGCUACACUCCCAUCGGGAGUGAGGAUUAUUGUUAGGGGGAGCAAAUCAAUAAAUUGUAUUCUGUC
This is a messenger RNA of Eriocheir sinensis (Chinese mitten crab), 5268 nucleotides long. RefSeq lists its product as uncharacterized. The transcript is spliced from 2 exons. NCBI's taxonomy places the organism in Eukaryota, Metazoa, Arthropoda, Malacostraca, Decapoda, Varunidae. The record is from RefSeq and is a predicted model, not a curated record. The coding region runs from base 1 to 2082 and encodes 693 amino acids.